GGGAGCCCCUACCAUGUGGGAGCUGCUGUAGGACUUGCUGGCUGUCGCGUGCUGUCCGAAUUCUGAGCCGAGAGUGAGGAGAAGCACAGGGCCGCUAGGUCUGUGUCUUUCCAGGUACCGAGCUUUUAGUACCCUCAAAGUCCUGCGCUCGGUUAAGCCGCCUGUCGCUUCCUGCGGACCUCCCUGCGCUUGUUCCUGAGCCCGUGAAGAUGACGUCCUUAGCUCAGCAGCUGCAGCGCCUCGCCCUCCCGCAGACCGACCCCAGCCUCCUGUCCAGACAGGAAGUGGCCUCUCUGCUGUUUGACCCUAAGGAAGCUGCCACCGUCGACCGGGAGACCGCCUUCGCCAUCGGUCGCACGGGCCUGGAGGAGCUGCUUGGAAUCGAUCCUACCUUUGAGGCCUUCGAAGCACCGUUGUUCAGUCACCUGGCGAAAACCUUGGAGCGCAGUGUUCAGACCAAAGCCGUGAACCGACAGCUGGAUGAAAACAUUUCAUCAUUCCUUAUCCACUUGUCUCCUUAUUUCCUGCUGAAGCCAGCGCAGAAGUGUCUGGAAUGGUUGAUUCACAGGUUCCAUAUCCAUCUUUACAAUCAGGAUAGCCUCAUUGCUUGUGUUCUGCCAUACCAUGAGACACGAAUAUUUGUGCGGGUGAUACAGCUUCUAAAAAUCAAUAAUCCAAAGCACAAAUGGUUCUGGCUGUUUCCAGUUAAGCAAUCUGGAGCACCCUUAGCUCGAGGAACUUUGGUCACCCAUUGCUACAAAGACCUUGGAUUCAUGGACUUUAUUUGUAGUCUAGUGACCAAAUCUGUGAAGGCCUUUGCUCAGCACCCAGGGAGCUCGGCGCGGUUGCGAGUGCUCUUCGCUUUCUACGGUUCCACUGUGGUGUCUGCUUUGGUGGCUGCUGAAGAUCUGUUGGACAGCGUGGUCGCCAAGCUGUCUCCAUACAUCCAGAAGGGAUUGAAAUCAUCUUUACCAGAUUACAGAGCUGCUACGUACAUGAUCAUCUGUCAGAUUUCUGUGAAAGUAAAGAUGGAGCACAGCUUUGUGAACUCACUGGCGUCCCAGCUCAUCAGAACAUUGACCAAGGUUCCUUCUCAGGUCAAGGAUGGAUUGGGCUGUCUGAUAAUUCUCUUACAGCGGCAGAAGCCAGAGAGCCUUGGGAAAAAGCCAUUUCCUCACCUGUGCAGCGUUCCAGACCUCAUAGCAGAACUUCACGACAUGUCUGAGAGGUAUGAUGUCAGUCCUCUGCUGCGCUACAUGCUUCCCCACCUGGUGGCCUCCAUCGUUCAGCACGUGGCAGGAGAAGAAACAGAAGGGAUGGAUGGUCAGAUUUACCAGAGACUCCUAGAGGCCAUACUUAGAAAAAUACCACUGACAAACAACUUGGACCACCUGCUGGCUAGCCUUCUUUUUGAAGAAUAUAUUUCAUACAGUUCUCAGAAAGUUGAGGCCGACAAGGUGACUUUGCUGAAUGAGGUGUUUCUUCCAGUCAUCAGACUUUUAGAAAGCAAAUACCCCAGGACACUGGAUGUUGUAUUAGAGGAACACCUGAAAGAGAUCACAGGGCUUAAAAAACAGGAGCUUUUCCACCAAUUUAUUUCUCUUUCUACAAGUGGAGGAAAGUAUCAGUUUUUAGAGGAUUCUGAUACAUCUUUGAUGCUCAGUUUGAACCACCCACUGGCUCCUGUGAGACUUCUGGCCAUUAAUCACUUGAAAAAAGUCAUGAAAACAUCAAAGGAGGGCAUCGAUGAGUCUUUCAUAAAAGAAGCUGUUUUAACCCGAUUAAGCGAUGACAAUUUAGAUGUUGCUUUCUCAGCGCUGAGUGCAUUCGAGACUUUCCAGCAACACUUCAGUGCAGAAGUGACCGUUUCAAAUCUUCUGAAUCUCUUUCAAAGAGCGGAACUGUCGAAGAAUAAAGGAUGGUACAGGGUGCUGGAACUGGCAGCAAAUGUAUUGAUUAAAGAAGAGACACUGGGUGAAAGUGACCAGUUGUCAAAUCAGGUGGUUGUACAAUUGCUGCCCUUUAUGGUCAUUACUAACGAUGACAUGGACUCUCUUGACAUGAAGCUUGCUAUACAUUUAUCAAAGUCAGGAAUCUGUUCUCUGCAUUUUCUAUUAAGAGGCUGGAAAGAGGCUCUUGAAAAUGUGAUUAAAAGCAGGAAGUCUGGAAAACUAACUGGUAUAGCAAAUCAGAAGAUGAUUGAGUUGCUGGCUGGCAAUAUAAGUUCAGGAGAACCCUCUUCAGCGCUGAAGAUGGUGGAAGAUUUAAUAAGUGCCGGGGAAAAGGAGUCCUACACCCUGCAGCAGAAAGUGACGUUCCAUGUGAUCAUGUCUGUGCUCAUCUCCUGCUGUUCAUCCCUCAGAGAGACUCAUUUUCCAUCCACUGUAAGAGUGUUCAGUUUGCUACAGAAGAAAGUAGAGAAGCUCAAGACCAUCAUGACUGCAGUGGAGAUCCCCUCAGAAUGGCAUCUGGAACUGAUGUUGGACCGAAGUUUGCCAGAGGAGUUGUGGGUGCAUUACAUAGAGCAGCUCCACAGCGCCCAGAGGGUUGCUGUGGAGGACUCUGUUUUACUUGUGUUUUCCCUCAAAUGUUUUAUUUUUGCACUGAAGGCUCCAAAAUCUUUUCCUAAAGGUGCUACGUGGUGGGAUCCCGAGCAGAUGGAGGAGGACAGCAGACACUACCUGUUCUUGCUCAUUGGGCUCUUUGAGCUUCUCCUUGGGGGCUCCGAGGCCAUGCAUUUCAGGGUUCUGAUGAGACUUAUCAUAAAGGUACAUCUAGAGGAUGUUCUUGCGUUAUUCAAGUUCUUUUCUGUCUUGUGGACCUAUGGCUCUAGCCUCUCGAACCCACUUAACUGCAGUGUGAAGUCAGAGCUGCAGACACAAGCUCUUUACAUAGGCUCUGUGAUGCUUUCUUCUCAGAACAUGCAGUGGAAACAGAAACUCGUGUCUACUGCAUCUCCAGUGGUGACAUCUCUACUCAUCAACCUGGGAAGCCCCACAAAAGAAGUCCGCAGGGCUGCCAUUCAGUGUCUCCAAGCCCUCAGCGGCAUGGCCUCAAAGUUUCAGCUGGUGGUAGAUCACCUGGUUCCUAAGGCAGAGGAGAUCACUUCAGAUGCCACCUAUGUCAUUCAGGAUUUGGCUACUUUAUUUGAUGAGCUACAGAGAGAAAAGAAUCUGAAGUCUCAUCAGAAGUUGUCUGAAACGUUGAACAGCCUCCUUCGUUGUGUGUACGGGUGCCCGUCUUACGUUGCAAAAGAUCUGAUGAAAAUACUACAGGAAGUCAACAGUGAGAUGGUGCUCGCCCGGCUGUUGCCUAUGGUGGAAGAGUUACUGGGAAAGAUGAAGGAGCGCCCGGUUGUCCUGAAAGAUGAGGCCGUCCUUCUGCACCUCGCACUAGGAAAAUACAAUGAGUCCUCAGCUUCACUUUUACAUAAAGAGCCAAAGAGUUUAGAACUGUUUAUAAAAGCUGUGCAUACAACAAAGGAACUUCACCCAGGAAUGCCAACCGUUCAGAUCGCUGCCCUUGAAAAGAUCACGAAGCCAUUUUUUGCAGCUAUAUCAGAAGAGAAGGUUCAGCAGAAGCUCCUGUGCAUUCUAUUUGACUUACUGGUGAGCUGCAAGCACUCGCUCUGUGUUCAGGCUGUUGGGAGUGCUUUUAAAGGGAUUUCAGUUAAUGCUGAGCAAAUCAGAAUAGAACUGGAGCCACCUGGCACAGCGUGGCCCCUGGGCACAGUGCAGCAGACGAGGAGGCAGAAGAUGCAGAAAAAAUCACAAGACAUGGAACCUGUUCAGGAAGUUGGAAGUUCUUAUUGGCAAAGAGUCACCCUCAUCCUAGAGCUGCUGCAGCACAAAAAGAAGCUCAAAAACCCCCAGACACUGAUACCAACUCUUUUUAACUUGCUGUCCAGGUGUUUAGAACCUCUGUCCUCAGAGCAGGGGAACAUGGAAUACACCAAGCAAUUGAUUCUCAGUUGUUUGCUCAACAUCUGCCAGAAGCUCUCACCUGACGGCGGCAGAAUCCCUAAAGGUGUUGUAGAUGAGGAGAAAUUCAAUGUGGAACUCAUAGUCCAGUGCAUCCGCCUUUCGGAGAUGCCUCAGACCCAUCACCACGCCCUCUUACUUUUGGGUACUGUUGCUGGAAUAUUUCCGGAUAAAGUUCUGCACAAUAUCAUGUCUAUCUUUACAUUCAUGGGCGCCAAUGUCAUGCGCCUCGAUGAUGCUUACAGUUUCCAAGUUAUCAGCAAGACAGUGAAGAUGGUUAUCCCAGCUCUCAUUCAGUCUGAUACUGGAGACUCUGUAGAAGUCACCAGAAAUGUCGAAGAGAUCGUGGUAAAAAUCAUUGGUGUAUUUGUGGACGCACUCCCACACGUGCCAGAGCACAGGCGCCUGCCUAUUCUUGUUCAGCUGAUCGACACACUCGGUGCAGAGAAAUUCCUGUGGGUUCUGCUUAUCUCGCUUUUCGAACAGUAUGUCACUAAAACAGCGCUGGUGGCUGCCUGUGGAGAAAAGGAUGCUAUUUUAGAGGCAGAUACUGAGUUCUGGAUUUCCCUCUGUUGUGAAUUCAGUGUCCAGCACCAGGUCCAGAGCAUGAUGACCAUCCUCCAGUACUUGGUAAAGCUUCCAGAGGAAAAAGAAGACUCUACUUCCAAGCCACCGUCUAGUAAGAGUGAGGCUGGAGAAGAAGUGCUGCCUGUCUUCAGGGUCGACACUCAUACUAGCAAGCAGCUGCGGCACUUUAAGUUCCUGUCCGUGUCCUUCAUGGCCCAGCUCCUGGCUUCCAGUCAUUUCCUCAAAAAGGUGGUUGAGAGUGGUGGUCCUAAGAUCUUAGAAGGCCUAGAACAGAGGUUGCUAGAAACAGUCCUUGGCUACAUCAACACCGUAGCACAGUCCAUGGAAAAGAAUUCAGACAAACUGACUGUGAAGUUUUGGAGAGCACUGCUCAGCAAAGCUUAUGACCUGCUAGAUAAGGUCAAUGCCUUGUUGCCUACAGAAACAUUCAUUGCUGUGGUCAGAGGGCUGGUGAGCAACCCCCUGCCGUCUGUGCGCAGGAAAGCCCUAGAUCUUCUGAACAACAGGCUGCAGCAGACCACAUCCUGGACGAAGAGGACAGUUUACCGUUUCCUAAAGCUGGUUCCAGUCCUUCUAGCCACCGUGCAGCCCAAGGAAAAGGAAGCGGAAGAGGAACAGGCCAUAAACAGACAGACAGCCCUGUACACGCUGAAGCUCUUGUGCAAGAACUUUGGAACUGAGAACCGAGAGGCUUUCAUCCCCGUGCUGAGUGCUGCAGUGAAGCUCAUUGAUCCUGAGAGAAAGGAGGAGAAGAAUGUCCUGGGAAGCGCCCUGCUGUGUAUCGCAGAGGUGACCUCUGCCCUGGAAGCACUGGCCGUGCCCCAGCUUCCCAGCCUGAUGCCAUCGCUGCUGACAGCUGUGAAGAGCACCAGCGAGCUGGUCCACAGUGAGGUCUGCCUGCUCAGCACCCUAGCCGCCCUGCACAGGGUUGUGGAGACUCUGCCACACUUCAUCAGCCCCUACCUGCAAGGGGUUCUGACCCAGGUGAUUCAUCUGGAGAAAAUCACUAGUGAAAUGGGUUCUGCCUCACAGGCUAGCAUCCGCCUCACAUCUCUUAAGAAGACCCUGGCCACCAGGCUCGCGCCGCGCGUCCUACUGCCGGCCAUUAGCAGAACUUUCAAGCAGAUCCAAAAGAACUGGAAGAGUCACAUGGGCCCAUUCAUGAGCGUCCUGCAGGAGCACAUUGGGGUGAUGAAGAAAGAAGAGCUCUUGUCCCACCAGGCUCAGCUGACUACCUUUUUCCUGGAGGCCCUGGACUUUCGGGCACAGCACUCAGAGGAUGAUCUGGAGGAAGUUGGGAAAGCAGAACGUUGGAUCGUUGACUGCCUGGUGGCCAUGGUGGUGAAGCUCUCGGAGGCCACGUUCAGACCUCUCUUCUUCAAGCUGUUUGAUUGGGCCAAGACAGAAGAUGCCCCUAAGGACAGGCUGCUGACAUUUUACAACCUGGCUGACCGCAUAGCUGAGAAACUGAAGGGCCUUUUCACUCUGUUUGCUGGUCACCUGGUAAAGCCCUUUGCAGACACCUUGAACCAAGUGAACAUCUCCAAAACAGAUGAAGCAUUUUUUGACUCCGAACAUGACCCUGAGAAGUGCUGUUUGCUGUUGCAAUUCAUACUGAACUGCUUAUAUAAGAUCUUCCUUUUCGACACCCAGCAUUUUAUGAGUAGAGAGAGGACAGAAGCCUUGAUGAUGCCCCUGGUGGAUCAGCUGGAAAACAGGCUUGGGGGAGAAGAGCGGUUCCAGGAGCGGGUGACAAAGCAUCUUGUGCCUUGCAUUGCGCAAUUCUCUGUGGCCAUGGCAGAUGACUCCAUGUGGAAACCCCUGAACUACCAGAUUCUGUUAAAGACAAGAGACUCUUCCCCCAAGGUGCGUUUUGCAGCCUUAAUUACUGUCUUAGCGCUGGCUGAAAAGCUGCGGGAGAAUUACAUCGUCCUGCUCCCAGAGUCCAUUCCUUUCCUGGCGGAACUGAUGGAAGAUGAGUGUGAAGAAGUAGAACAUCAGUGCCAGAAGACCAUCCAGCAGCUGGAGGCUGUGCUGGGGGAGCCGCUCCAGAGCUACUUCUGAUGCAGAGGCCUCUGAGGCUGCGCACUCUGUGAAGAGUUCCAUUUUUCUAUUUUUACUUUGAGGGGCGUGGUGCCAUGUUACUUUUGGUACUUUUGACCCCUGAUGAUAUUUAAUGUCUUUUUGUACAAAGUUGCUAAGGAGUAAACGGGCAGUUUUUAUAUAAACUGU
Molecule: messenger RNA, 6800 nt
Organism: Nannospalax galili (Upper Galilee mountains blind mole rat)
Lineage: Eukaryota; Metazoa; Chordata; Mammalia; Rodentia; Spalacidae
Gene: Heatr1
Product: HEAT repeat containing 1
Exons: 44
Coding region: 210-6632 (2140 amino acids)
Biological process (GO): maturation of SSU-rRNA from tricistronic rRNA transcript (SSU-rRNA, 5.8S rRNA, LSU-rRNA); positive regulation of transcription by RNA polymerase I
Cellular component (GO): t-UTP complex; 90S preribosome; small-subunit processome
Molecular function (GO): snoRNA binding
Source: RefSeq, a predicted model, not a curated record